UGCGAUGUCCUGGAAUUUUACCAUGCAAACAAAUCACAUCGGUUAAUGUUCCAUUGUUUAUUAUAAAUACUGCUUAAAUUGUUGAUAAUGGGUAGAGUUCUUAAUAUUGUUCUACCGUACAGCUGAGCGUGACUAAUGUAAAUAUCAUUUAUGAGCCAUUUACGGCGAUAGAACGUUUCAUUUAACAGGUGACCGAAUUGCGAUUUUAUUACACUGAAUCCAAGCUCUAUUUGGUUCACGUUGCUUCUCCUGCUCAGCGCUUGAUCUGGAUGAGAUUGUCAGUCCCGUGAUUUCCUUCUGCACCCACAUAAAAAUAGACGGUCGUUAUCCUUGAAUGAAUGAAUCGGUUUUUCUGCGCCCAAAAUCGGCCGAAGACUCGUUUUUCGUCGUUGCUCUGCUAUUUUAUCGGCUGUCUCAUGCGUAACAUCCUUUUCACCGAGUGCAAUAAUGUUUCAUGAAGACGGACAAGCUCCUCAGUAACAAAAGCGACAUCCACAAUAUACGUAUAGCGUUAGGCGAAUGAAUCCGCGAAUUUUACAUUUUCCCUACCGGUACGGUCCGUCCACUGUAGAGUGAACCAGCUGUGAAUCCGUCUCGUUUAUUAGGCUGCGGAUUAGGCUAUACAGGCUGUCUACACGGAUGGCCCACAGGAUAAACGCAUUCUGAGUUGAGCGUAGCUUCCAAGUUUUCGUCAAAAGAAUAUAGAAAUCUAAUUGGGUGUGUCAAUGGUGGCUUAUAGUCAAUGGCUUUGCUAUUUCUUCGAAGGUCUUUUCCUUCCUCUCGCUCUACUAUUCACUAAUGUAUGAAAAAGGUGUAGCCCGUCAAAAGCGUAUCUAUGUGUCGGCGUAUUUCCAUAUGAACCUGCGUGUCAAACUUACGCCAUCAGCGAAGUCAACACACUUUCUCGACGGCCCCUUUUUACAGAUCUCCUCCCUUCUCGUUCGCAAGACGUAAAACGUCGUUCAAUAUUAACCGCUUCUAGUGUUGAUAUUUAUGACAGCCAUUGCUCUCUAAAGGUUUUCAUCACACUGGCUAACGGCCUACUUGAGGCCGUUUCGUUCGAUCUAUUGGCAUCUAGUCGCUGUUCUCUACAUCGGCAGUCGUACCAGAGUGUUGCAUCUACUCGAAUCGGUAACCAUAGUCACAUCGGGUUGCGGAAUGAUCUUUUCACGCACGGCACCAAUCGAUAUUAUAGGGAGUGUACAGAAUAGAACGGACAAAAGCGGAGUUGUGAAACAACCCGUACCAAUGAAGCUAUUUGUGGUGCUUCUAUUGUUUGCGGCAUUAUUGGCAUCUGUCCGUGGGUACAAUUAUAAUACGACAUGGUUCGAAACAAAGGUAGACCACUUUGGUUAUGCCAACAACGACACUUUCAAAAUGAGGGUUCUGUAUAAUGAAGAACAUUUCAACAUCAGUGAACCUGGUCCAAUAUUCUUCUAUACUGGAAAUGAAGGAGAUAUUGAGAUGUUCGCCAAUAACACAGGCCUCAUGUGGGAUUGGGCAGCUGAAUUUAAGGCUCUUUUGAUCUUUGCCGAGCACCGCUUCUAUGGGAAAACAAUGCCAUAUGGAAGCAAGUCUUUUUCCUCAGUCAAGUAUUACGGUUACCUGACGGUCGAACAGGCCCUUGCAGACUUCGCUGAUUUUUUGCAAAACGUCAAAAGGACCUGGCCAGGAACAGCUCAGAGCAAGGUUGUCGCGUUUGGUGGUUCGUACGGUGGGAUGCUAGCCUCCUGGAUGCGAAUCAAGUAUCCGUGGAUCAUUGACGCUGCACUAGCCGCUUCUGCUCCCAUUCUCCAAUUCCAAGGUAUUACUCCAUGUGGGGUGUACAACGACAUAGUGACGAAGGCCUUUGAGCAGCAAGGAGAGAAAUGUGUUGACAAUAUUCGUAAAUCUUGGAUAGCCCUGGAUAAUAAGGCCAAGUCCGGUAAGAACGGAGCCAGCUUUAUCCGCGACAAUUUUCGAAUCUGCCAAGCUGUCUUCCCGUCGAACUACACCAUAGUGCGGGAUUGGCUUUAUGAUACAUACGGCAAUUUAGCAAUGAUGAACUACCCGUAUGCAACAAAUUUCCUCAAGAAAGUACCCGGCAACCCUGUCAAGAUAUCAUGCAGCUACCUAAAAAAGAAUUUCACCAAUGAUAACGACCUGCUUUUCGGUAUCUACGAAGCCGUAAACGUAUUCCACAACUUCUCCGGGGACGUGGCAUGCAACGACGUCGAAAAUGGCGCCGGCGAUAAUCUGGGCGACGCUGGCUGGAAUAUACAAAUGUGCAACGAAAUGGUUACUUCUUUUUGUGGAAAUGGGAAAACCGACAUGUUCUACAACUAUACGUGGGAGUUCACCCAAUUUCGCGCCAAUUGCGAGGAGACGUAUUCGAUGACACCAGAUCUUUACAAAGCUCGGAUGAUAUUCGGCGGUGUAGACAUCUCCUCAGCCAGCAACAUUAUUUUCAGUAACGGUGACAUUGACCCCUGGUCAGCAGGUGGUGUUUUGAAACAGUUAAACCCGACCCUACCGACAAUUAUCAUCAAGGGAGGCGCUCACCACUAUGACUUGAGAGCGGCCAACCCUGAAGAUACGUCCUACGUGAUCACGGCACGAAAUGUUGAGAAGGAAUACAUUAAACAGUGGAUCAAGGUCAACUAAUGAUAUGUCCUGAUCAUUUCCUGCUGUGUAAACUCUGAUCGCUACUAAUUUUAAAUCUAGAAAGGGUGUUUUGUUAAAUAUAUCGUUCUCCGCUGUCCUAAGCACCGGAACUAUUUUAAAUAUCGUUCGUUCGUAUGCGGAUAAUACGUAUGGAAAUGUAUUUUUAUUACAUUUGCAAAUUUGACCUUCAAAAUAUGCUCUAUCUAUAUAAAUUUAGGACGCUUUAUUAGUCCUUUAAUAAUUGAAGAUAAUAGUAGUUGACGGAAAAACCUAUGCAGUCUGUCUAAAAUAUUGAUAGCAAUAGGAGUAUCUAUUAUUCAAAACUAUCUAAGCAUUUUGUGGUGCAUCAGGUCAAAGAGACAAACCAAUGCGAAGAGAAUGUACGUUACCAUCAAAGCUGCAUCUUACGCCUGGACAGUUCUCAUACGCUAGCGAAAAUGUUGCAUGCUAAAACAAGCAAAGAAUCUUAUUGAAAAGUGAGCGUCAAGACCUUUUGAUUAAAUUCAAGUGAGUUUAGGUUAAGUAUUAUGGAAAUACCUUGUCAACUGUUAAGCGACAACCCUUGAUACAGUUAUGGUUAGUUUGCUCACUAGGCCCCCUUUGUAUGUCGUCGAUGAAGGCUCACAAGGACUGCUGGACCAAAUAGUUUGCGUUCGAUUAAAGAACGAAAAGCCAUGCAUGAAAUCAUAUGCUUGCCCUUAGAAGCCAAGCACUCCACGUCACUUUAAUGUCAGUAAGUUUAAAAAACUUACUGACACACAUGCGCGCUAUUUAUUACGAGCCAAGCUCGCUGAAUUCGAUCAUGCAGACACUGAGAUAGGUAGAACAGUUUAUGUACCAGUAACAACAACCGUAUGACUAACUUUCACCGGAAAAUAACCUAGGACGAAAGGGCAGCGGAGAGCGAGCUGAACACGCGCUUUGAAUGGACAGCUGCCCUAGAAGGAAGAGUUUGAACGUAACCGUAAUGAAGGACCUGUGGAUGAUAUAACAAAUGAUAUAAAAUAAAAAAAAAAUACCACACGACAGGUGCAGUUCAGCAAAGAGACCUAAAUCAGCAUUGAAACUUCCUGGUACGCAUACAUGAACGAGGUGUCGUGCUAUUUAGUCAUGGCUAACUACCCAUAGCACGACAGUCGUCUCGUGAAGAAUGGUUGCAAGAACAAGAGAAAACGAAAAAGCUUGUACAGGUUUUUUCGUUUCCAACAAUAAGCUUUUUCCUUCAGUGUUCACAAACCCAUUAACCUCUUCCAAAAAGUUUCUUGGCUAAGCACCCGCUGCGUCAAUUUCGAAAAAUGACCCAAGAUCAGCGCGUCGUUGAUAGAUAUAGUGUUGCACUCAGUCUUUUAUAGAUUAUUUUCCAUAUUCGUUUUCAAAUCCUGGGUUUUCGAAAAAAUACUGACGUUCUUUCUGGCUAGAUGGUUUUAGAAUUGCACAGCUUAAGUAGCUUGCGUCAGGUUGUCAGAGUUACAAAAACUGUGUUGGAUCAGUGAUGGCGCUCAUGCUUGGCAAGUAGGUAAAUCAAGGGUAUGGCGAACAGUUGUAUAAUGUGCGUCAUCAUGCGCAGUAUCAUUAACACUUCCUACCAGCGGAUGAUCGACCGCUUCAUUUCGCCAAUUGUUGUUAGAAAAAGAUUCCGACCGUCACCCCUAUGGUUCAACUGCUUUGAAACUGCGUAUCUCAGGCAAUGUGGGCUGCGAGUCGGCGUUGGUGUCAUCCGAGAGCUGAGAGCUGACAGUUGUAGAUGUAUGAGAAUUGUUGAAAUGCUGUUAUUAUGGAAGGAGGAUAAAAUGUUUUGAAUACGAGUAGAUUUUUUGCAAAAACUAGCUAUACUUUAGAUUACUCACGCCAUGAAUAUUUAGUGCUCUUUAUGGUCAAGAUGAGUUAUCGGGACAACGUAGAAAUUUCGACGUGCAAUAUGCUCUUUGUAGUCACCGACCGAGAUGAUUGCAAAGAUCGGCGAAGAUGGAUGCGUAAAAAACCAAAACACUGUCAAGGAACAAGUGUCCACUAAACAAACAGCUUUAAACCAUUCAAACAAAGCCAGGUACAAACAGAAACUAGAUGUUAGUCUACCAGACAAACUGACGCAAACGAAUCUACUCGAUCAUCUUUCCGUUAAGCUAAUCCUUGCGAUUUAUACUAUUUCGAGUUAGGAAAAGUGGAUCACAUACGAAAAAAAAAUGCGCGGAACAAAGUCUGGACUGACGUCAAAAAGAUGCUACUGUGCAUUUGCUGAGAUCAAAAUGGAUCUGCGCAUGAUGAACUGCUGCCACCAAACGGUUUGGAUCUCAACUGUCAGCAACGAUGGUUUACAAGAAGCCAUUAAAGAAGAAAAUCGAUUGGAAUUAGUGAACAGAAAAGGCGCCACAAUUCUCUAUUAUGAUGCUAGAUCAAAUAUACGUUAAGCUACCCGGUAAAAAUGGGCGAAAUUUCAAUGCAUCCGCUGUGUAAUCCAGAUCUUGCAUCAUGAGAUCAACACGUGUUGUGGCUUCUGCAGAACACCUUUAAUGAUUUUAAUUUACCUUCAAUGGAGAGAUGCAGACGUCACUUGUAAUAAUUUUUCCACCACAAAAAAAUAACAGCUGGCUGUCUACUUAACCUAGUAAUAUCCUUUUAUCGAAAAAUUGAUAUUUGCUCCAAGGUUAGGCCUAAGAACCGUGAACAAUACUUUUUCGAUCAUCCAAUAUGUUUCAUUGAACAUGACGUAAGGGACAAAAAAACAAGAUAUUUAAUAUUCAACUGUGCAUUGCAGUUACACACUAUGCCCAACAUUUAUUUUUCUUAAUGUGUGCAACAGAAGAAUUGAACAUACUUUGUCAAAUAUAACAAUGCUCGUUAUUUAUUCGUCAUAACUGGGUAUCUAGAACAAGUUAUUUUAGACCAUCCAUAUUGAUCAGACUGAACCAGGGCUAACAGCGGUGCACGAUGUUUCAAGCAACGCGAUUCCAAGAGAUCUCUUUGUAGGUUGGAAAAAUUACAUAAAGCACGGGAAAUCACCUCACUGUCUUUGACGACAAGUGAAGCCCAUCAAAAACUGCCAUCUUUUUUGGUGUUUUAGAAGAGCCAUUUGGGAACAGUUUAGAUCACUUCUCCCCUAAAUUAUUAUUAUGAUCAGCCCGUUCUAAUCAUACUGUAAACAUGAUACGAACACGAACGCUCCAAAAGGAUUGCGUUAAAUAGUUGUUGAAGGUUUAAUAGUUUGUCAGUCUAAGAACUAAAUACUAGUUUCUGAGUUAUCAAUUAAAGUAGUUCAUAUAUGGAGAUCGGUCUAACGAAAAAUUCUUCGAUCGUUUGUGAACGAAAACAACUUCUAACUA
This is a messenger RNA of Varroa destructor (honeybee mite), 5963 nucleotides long. RefSeq names its product lysosomal Pro-X carboxypeptidase. Gene Ontology annotation, biological process: proteolysis. The record is from RefSeq and is a predicted model, not a curated record. Gene Ontology annotation, molecular function: serine-type exopeptidase activity; dipeptidyl-peptidase activity. Lineage: Eukaryota; Metazoa; Arthropoda; Arachnida; Mesostigmata; Varroidae.